CUUAGUAGUUAUCCACAUCUGUCACGAUGAACUUCGCAUUGGUGCUGUUUGCUGUCUUGGCCAUUAUCGGCUUUGGUCAAGCUCAUCAAUUUCCGGAUUUCGGCAAAGGUCUUCUUCACGAGGAUCUUCAGGACAUUCUGGACUUAGUACCUGCUGAAGAAAUCACCAAUGUAGUUUACAUUUAUUUGGCGGAGGAUUCUGAAGUAAACGAUGCUUUUCAAAAUCUUGUAUCCUCAACCAUUCUCAAAGAUCUAAUGAUAGAUUUUGAAGCUAUCCCAGAAGUGAUCAACUUUUUCAAUUAUCUGCAUGAAGAAGGCAUCGAUAUUUACUUUUUAAUAAAUGAAAUUAACAAAGCUCUCGGUAUCAAGAAACUCGAACCACCUCUCUCUCAUGCCCAUUCUACGAUGAUUACCGGUGGAAUUGCUGGCCUUUUCAAAGACAUCAAGAUAUUGUUCCAUUAUGAUGAUUAUAUUCGCAUCUACGUGCGGAAGAUGAAAACCUCUUCAGCUUUCGUCCGCUUCGUCAAUCAACUCAAAUCCGACAAUUUCCAGCAAAUUAUUAACAAAUUGUAUGAAAUUAAUUCGUUUCAGAUCAUUUUAAAUUUCCUGAAGAGUAAGGAAGUGAAUACAAGAAUCGUAGCGGACAUCAUGUACAUCGUUCUCGGCAUCAGUGUACCGAAUGAACCAGUUUAUGUUUAUUCUUAUCCGUAAAGUAAAUUUUAUUAUUUAAUAAAAUCUUGGAUUUUUGGUAUCUUAUUUUGAUAAAAGAAUAAUGAAAUUAUACUAAAUUAUAUAAAAAAAAAAAUGAAUACGUUUUGAACGAAAAUGAAGAUGUUUUUAACUAUUUAGAUUAACAAUCGAAUUCCAUUUCAUAUUGCGUGAUAUCGGAGUUCUUAAGAAAUAUCAAAUACUUAUAUGUCAGAGCAGAAAACUGAAUUUGAUCAAAUUAUUAAUUAUAUUUAGAUGUUAUUCGUGUUUUCUGCAACAUAAAUAAAGAAUUUAUAAUUAUCAUAAAGCAAAAUAAAAAUAUGUUUAAAUAGACAUAAUAUUAUCUCAAAUAAAGUAGAUGUGUUAAUAAUAUUGCCUAAUCUUUAUUUUU
Cataglyphis hispanica is the source of this 1098-nucleotide messenger RNA. Its product is annotated as protein G12-like. The transcript has 2 exons. The record is from RefSeq and is a predicted model, not a curated record. Lineage: Eukaryota; Metazoa; Arthropoda; Insecta; Hymenoptera; Formicidae. Bases 27 to 710 code for a protein of 227 amino acids.